Lepus europaeus (European hare) is the source of this 3232-nucleotide messenger RNA. It is a transcript of the gene WSB2, whose product is annotated as WD repeat and SOCS box containing 2. The transcript is spliced from 9 exons. The record is from RefSeq and is a predicted model, not a curated record. Lineage: Eukaryota; Metazoa; Chordata; Mammalia; Lagomorpha; Leporidae. The coding region runs from base 75 to 1289 and encodes 404 amino acids. Gene Ontology annotation, molecular function: protein binding. Gene Ontology annotation, biological process: intracellular signal transduction.
GGGGCGGCAUGAGGGCCCGCGGCCCUGGGGGCUGAGGCGCCCGCCGCCUGCCGCGGGGGCCGCGCGUGUCCUCCAUGGAGGCCGGAGAGGAACCACUGCUGCUGGCCGAACUCAAGCCCGGGCGCCCCCACCAAUUCGAUUGGAAGUCGAGCUGUGAGACCUGGAGCGUCGCCUUCUCCCCCGACGGCUCCUGGUUCGCCUGGUCUCAAGGACACUGCAUCGUCAAGCUGAUCCCCUGGCCCCUGGAGGAGCACUUCAUCCCUAAAGGGUUUGAAGCCAAAAGCCGAAGUAGCAAAAAUGACCCCAAAGGGCGAGGCAGCCCAAAGGAGAAGACGCUGGACUGUGGUCAGAUCGUCUGGGGUUUGGCCUUCAGCCCGUGGCCUUCGCCGCCCAGUAGGAAGCUGUGGGCACGCCACCACCCCCAAGGACCAGAUGUCUCCUGCCUGAUUCUUGCCACGGGACUCAAUGAUGGACAGAUAAAGAUCUGGGAGGUGCAGACAGGGCUCCUGCUUUUGAAUCUUUCCGGCCACCAAGAUGUCGUGAGAGACCUGAGCUUCACACCCAGCGGCAGUUUGAUCUUGGUCUCUGCGUCCCGGGAUAAGACUCUUCGCAUCUGGGACCUGAAUAAGCACGGGAAACAGAUCCAGGUGUUGUCGGGCCACCUGCAGUGGGUCUACUGCUGCUCCAUCUCCCCGGACUGCAGCAUGCUGUGCUCCGCAGCUGGGGAGAAGUCGGUCUUUCUCUGGAGCAUGCGGUCCUACACCUUGAUCCGGAAGCUCGAGGGCCACCAAAGCAGUGUUGUCUCCUGUGACUUUUCCCCCGACUCUGCCUUGCUGGUCACGGCGUCUUACGACACCAGCGUGAUCAUGUGGGACCCGUACACUGGGGAGAGGCUGAGGUCUCUCCGCCACGCCCAGCUCGACCCUGCCAUGGACGACAGCGACGUGCACAUGAGCUCGCUGCGCUCUGUGUGCUUCUCUCCUGAAGGCUUGUACCUGGCCACCGUGGCAGACGACAGGCUCCUCAGGAUCUGGGCCCUGGAACUGAAGGCUCCUAUCGCGUUCGCUCCUAUGACCAAUGGUCUUUGCUGCACCUUUUUUCCACAUGGUGGAGUUAUUGCCACAGGGACCAGAGAUGGCCACGUCCAGUUCUGGACGGCGCCCAGAGUCCUCUCCUCACUGAAGCACUUAUGCCGGAAAGCCCUUCGAAGCUUCCUGACGACCUACCAAGUCCUAGCACUGCCAAUCCCCAAGAAAAUGAAAGAGUUCCUCACAUACAGGACUUUCUAGCGAUGCAGCAUGGCUGGUUUCCUGUGAGCGGCCUCCAUCUUCCUGGCAGUGUCCGGAGUAAUGGGCCGAACACGUGGUCUGGGAUUGAAGUGGCAUUUCUUUGGGACUGGGCCAGAGAGAAUGUAGCAGAAACAGUUUGCAGUGGACCUGCCCUGGGCCUUUUGCUCCAUGGGCGUGGCAGUCUUGGAGGGAGAGAUUCCAGCUCCACGGCCACAGGGCCUUACUUUAAGUCUUCGGUCCGCUUAGGAACAGCCCCUGUUUAAUUCUUCCUAGUCGUUGAUUAAAGAGCAGUUACUGCUGUGUGAGUGGCGGGCGGGCGGGCGGGCGGGCGGACCUCCGUGUGGGGCCCGCCGGCUUCGGCUUCGUGUUGCAGCUGCUGUGGUGGCAGUUUCAAGUCCUCCCCAUGUGGUCCGCAGUGCUCUGACCUGGCCAGCUUCCUCCCUCGGGCCCCGCUCUCGCCGGCAGGACCAGGUUUUCCCAGAGCCCGUCGGCGUGAGGUUUUAGCCAAAUUCCAGGUGAACCGAGGCAGUGCUCCCCACUGAGACACUAUUCCUGGCUUGUUUUGUUUUUGUCUCUGAAACAAUGGUGUGCAUGUACAGGGGUGACAAAUUUGUGUGUCCGAUGAUCCAAGGACAUAUUCCUGAACUGCAUGACUGGUCACAAGGCUCCCGAGUUGCCAGCCGUGUGCCAUUUGUUAGCUUCAUAUUUAUUCGUAUUUUCUCAGAUGUUAAGGUACAACUGUGUUUUUCUCCGUGGUAUCUAAAAACCAGAGUACUUAAAGCGAACACUUGCAAAGAUGUGUCUUACUUGCAUGGAGAAUGGGUGUUGGCAUCGCCCCAGCGGAUAGGCCCACGUGCGAGACCUGUCUGUGCUGCUGAGCCUCCUGGGAUUAAUCAGCCAGUUUCAGCUCCGCCCCUCGACAAAAAUAGCUCCCUUCUGCGGCACAGCUCCCUAAUCAAGACCUCGGUCAGAGUCUGCCUUCGGAAAAGUUAAUAUAUUUUAAAUUAUUUUCUAAGAAACGCAGCAUCCUCCCCCGUGGCCGUGCCACCCCGCCCUUCGCAGAGGCCAGUGGAGCAGACAGCUGUCGAGCGGGUGGUCCCCUGCUUGAAGAGACAUUUCCAAAGGAGGCUCUCCUUGAAGGGAAGUGACAGUUACACGCUGUGGCCGUUCCAUCCUUUUCUGUGAAGAAAAAAUAAUCACCCUUAAAAACAAGUAGUCCAACAGCCGCGAGUCGGUCGGCCUUGCCACCUCUGAGGGCUGACGCCCCCACCUUCACUGUGUGACCUUUCCCGUCAGAUAAUACAGGCGCCUCGGCUUCCACGGGCUACGUCCUGCUCAGCCCGCCACAGCCUGGCCGUGUCGUACCUUGGCUAGGCCUGGCACGGGUCCCCCCAUGACCAUCAACAGAAGCAUCGUGUGGAGUGGAAGCAGCCCAGAAGAGCGACAUUCCGAGUCGAGCUUCUGCUGGGUGUGUGUUGCUUUCCCACCAUCGUACAGCUGAGAACUGAAGUGUUGAAGAGCACCCUCCGAAGAGGCAUUGGCUCUGUGCUGUCAGCCAAGGCUCUAACGUACAAGCAGGUGAAACAAGUCAGCACGCGACGUGCUGAGGGAAGUCGCUUGUAACACGACCAGCCCGCAAGCUGCUUUGUUCCGAUGGUGAACACUAACACGGGGACAGCGAACUGCUGUCAGGGAAGGCGCUGCGCGUGCGAGCGUCCCGGCGCUCAGCAGUCCUGGGGCAGUCAGGGUGAACCCGCACUCCACAAGCGAGCCUCCCAGAACCUCCGGCCCCCAACAGCAUCGUCUAAAGGCUUCACUCUAUAUUUUAAAUUCAAGGUUUUCCUACUGUCCACACUGCGAUUUGGAACUUGCUGGUAACUCCUCUGCUUAGAGGAGGAGAAAUAAAAAGGCCAGUUUUUAAAGUAAGAGAACUCAGUCUGUUU